Messenger RNA from Verruconis gallopava, 1620 nucleotides. RefSeq lists its product as uncharacterized. The transcript has 3 exons. Bases 409 to 1104 code for a protein of 231 amino acids. NCBI's taxonomy places the organism in Eukaryota, Fungi, Ascomycota, Dothideomycetes, Venturiales, Sympoventuriaceae. The record is from RefSeq and is a predicted model, not a curated record.
GGAUGAAUCGUCCUGUCGUGGAACAGCGUUGGCUUGCACGCUUGCCUGCAUCGGGCCCUCCUGUUGUCGCUCCUGCCAAUGCUUCUUUCCAUGGCCCGCGAUGCCUUGGUUCGCUGCGUCAGUGUGACCUGCCAGCGGAUUUCCCAUAAAUUGACCUGUGCUUCUCGUCCACGGCGACACGCCCUCUUUCCUCUCCAUUGACUUUCGCGCAAAGAACCACAGAAGCCUCUGUGUACGCUUGCCUGCCUACUCUUCUCACUACUCCUCCAGCGUUCGCCAAAAGGCUUAGACUUCCAGCAGUCCUACGGUUUUCGACAACCCUAGAUUGCCUCUGUAACCACCACCCUUCGUUUUCUCCUCGAGAAGCAUAAUAACUCUCAUCCGCUUUCCAAGACAACGCUCGUGAAGAUGAAGUAUUCGAUUGCCUUCGUUGCCGGCGCUGCCCUCGUGGCCGCUCAGGACCUUUCCAGCAUCCCUCAGUGCGGUCAAAUGUGCAUCACCAACAUGCUCGGUGUCGCUGGCCAGCUAGGCUGCAGCUCCAGCAACAUCACCUGUCUCUGCGCUGAUCCGCGUUUUGGCUACGGUCUUCGUGACUGCACGAACCAGGCUUGCGGAGCUGAAGUCUACUCUGCUGUCGCUUCCUACGGCCUAUCCAUCUGCUCUGCUGCCGGUGUAACAGCUGGCGGUGCCGGCGCUGCUGCCUCCACAGGUGCCAGCGGUGUCAGCGGUUCGAGCACCCCCGUCAGCACGGAGGCUGUUGUCACGACCAUCAGCUCCGGCGGCAGCGCAGUUGCUACCUCGACCAUUGGCUCUACUACGCUGUAUUCCAUCGCCGGCGCUGCCGGUGUCCAGAGCUCACUCUCUGGCUCAGCCGCAAGCGCGUCCAGCAGCGUCGCCUCUGCUCUCAGCUCUGCCGAGUCCUCUGCCUCCAGCGCGUCUGAGUCCGCGAGUGCUCAGGCCUCCUCGGCUGCUGGAAGUGCUUCCUCAGCUGCCAGCUCCGCUUCGAGCUCUGCCAAGUCUUCGUCCUCGUCCGGCUUGGCUCCAGCCAUCACCGCUGCUCCCAUCCUCGGUGGUGCUGCUCUCGCUGCUCUCCUCAUGGUCUAAACUCAUACUGGACGUAAAGCAAGCACAAAUUCUAGUUCUUCUCAACCCUAGAACUGUCUUGUAUCAAAAAAAAACUACCUAGUAAUUACGCAGCAUUCUAGCCGAUCCUUUGCAUAAGCGGUGGCAGCUUUCUCUCAUUCAUGCCUUCUCCAGUCCUUGAACACUGGGAGGCGAUGGGACCGACUUUAAACCAACCGCCUGGUUAAUGUGACGAAGUUUGACGAUGUUCCUGUACUGCUACCGCUGCCUCCGACGUCCAUCGCAAUCGUUCGGCACGAGUCCCCCAUGGGCUCGUUACAAGAGCGUGCGCGUGGAACAACGAUACCCCAAUGAUUCAUACAAUGGCAACCUGUAAUGAUUUGGGGCAGCGGUGUGACAUUAAUACCCUAAUAUGAGAUUUUACCGUGCACUGAGCAUUGGCAGCGAAUUUCUCGGGCCAUGUGUCCCGAACUUCAUUCCUUGUACAUAGCUGUACAUCAAGCAACGAUUUCCAAAAAAUGCCUUUCAGCUUCUGAA